This is a messenger RNA of Alnus glutinosa, 927 nucleotides long. RefSeq lists its product as uncharacterized. The record is from RefSeq and is a predicted model, not a curated record. The transcript has 2 exons. NCBI's taxonomy places the organism in Eukaryota, Viridiplantae, Streptophyta, Magnoliopsida, Fagales, Betulaceae. Bases 231 to 821 code for a protein of 196 amino acids.
UAUUUGAAAAUGAGAAUGGAAAACAGAGUGUAGGUGAGCAGGGACAAGAACAUGAAUCAUUUCAAACACAAGAAGCACCAUCCAUGUCUCUCUCAAUCCUCUCCACUCCACCCUGUCAGACUUGAACAACAAUACUCCUCCUACACUUCAUCUUCUGACAUUACUACACUUCUACUUAACUCAUAAAUAACACUCAAUCUCACUCACCCGGAAACCGAAAAGAAAGAGAAAUGUUAGAUCCAGCAAACCACAUGCUUCCUCCACAAUCAUCUCCCACCAUCUCCUCCGUCUCCUCCUCCGAUCUCGACACCGAGUCUACAGGGUCUUUCUUUCACGAUAGAAGCACGACUCUGGGGACUCUAAUGGGCGUCAGCUUCCCUGCCAUUACCUUCAGAGCUCCGUCUCAAAACCGUGACCCUCAGGCGUCCGUGUCCUCGGUUUCCGUUUCCCGGAAGACCAAGAAGCCCAGGAAGAACAACAACGCUCCGGCCGUCUCGCUCGCUCGGCGGAGGUGGUGGCGGCUUUGCAGGGACGACGGCGCGAAGCCGGCCUCGCUCGGUGAGUUUCUCGAGGUGGAGCGGAGGUUCGGGGACGGUGCGUUCUUCGGUGCCGCGGCGGAGCUUGAAGGCGUGGAGGUGGAACAGCAACAGCAGCAGCAGCAGCAGAGGAAUGGGAUCGGACGGCUGUUGUUCGCCGAUGGGCGGGUGCUUCCGCCAGCCGCUGAUGGUGAUGGCGAUGUUGAUGAUGGGGCAUCGACGGCUGGGGCGCUCUGUAGAUUCCCGGUUUCACUCACUGGGAUCUGUAGCGGCGGAGCAGGAUAGCUAGUUUCUGAUUGGUUAAUAGUGGGUUUAAUAUUCUCUUAAUUUGUCUAAUGCUGCUGAUUUAUUAUGUGCCAAAAUAAAAAGCAUGGUUUUAUCUUUUGGGACU